UCGGUCAUUGAAAGUUUCCAGAAAAUGUCGGGUGCAGUGUUAAUAACUUUCUGCGUCUUGGUUGUUUUGACCGGACAAUCGGUUGGCCAAAAUGUGGCCGUGCAACAGUCGAUUGAUUGGGCCAAUGAACAGUUCAAAAUCGCUCAGGUUGUAGCCCAAGGAAAGCUACCCAAUGUUGCUGAGGCCCAGAACGAUGCCAAGGACCAACUGGACACUUUGAAACUGGCUUUAUCCCAUUGCGAGGCUGAGCUCAAAUCCACCCAAAAUGUCGAUCUUCACAAGACUUGUGUCAAGGCCGUGUUUGCUGGCUUUUAUACUGCUUUGGAUCGCUUGGCCGCGGAACACUGGCCCAUCUAUGGAGCCACCUCAGGAGCCUCUCGAAUUGGCUUCUUCUGCUGAUUAAAAGUAACAUACAAAUAAAUCAUCUUACAAAAUUUAA
Drosophila santomea is the source of this 439-nucleotide messenger RNA. RefSeq lists its product as uncharacterized. The record is from RefSeq and is a predicted model, not a curated record. Bases 25 to 399 code for a protein of 124 amino acids. The transcript has 2 exons. NCBI's taxonomy places the organism in Eukaryota, Metazoa, Arthropoda, Insecta, Diptera, Drosophilidae.